Molecule: messenger RNA, 2508 nt
Organism: Panicum virgatum (switchgrass)
Lineage: Eukaryota; Viridiplantae; Streptophyta; Magnoliopsida; Poales; Poaceae
Product: vesicle-fusing ATPase-like
Exons: 21
Coding region: 144-2318 (724 amino acids)
Biological process (GO): SNARE complex disassembly; intra-Golgi vesicle-mediated transport; Golgi to plasma membrane protein transport
Cellular component (GO): Golgi stack
Molecular function (GO): ATP hydrolysis activity; ATP binding
Source: RefSeq, a predicted model, not a curated record
AGAUCCUCUUGGCCUCCUCCUGUGACCCGAAUUCCCUGGUCACCUCCUCCCACAACCCGCGCCAUUUCCACCGCCUAGAGAGUAGGGAUCUCUCGCUUCGCUAGCCGGUCGUCGAUCCCUCUCCCUGCCGCAGGCGAGCCGCAAUGGAGGUGGUGAACACGCCCAGCCAGGAGCUCGCCCUCACCAACUGCGCCUUCGUCUCCGCCGCCGACCUCCGCCGCUUCCCCAACUACAUUGCCCUCGUUGGCGACGCCCUCGUCCUCACCCUAAGAGCUCAUGAUGCCAUUGCAAGUGGUCGCAUUGCUUUGAAUGGCAUCCAGCGUAGACAGGCAAAAGUUUCUGCUGGAGAUUCUGUUACAGUCAGCAGCUUUGUUCCUCCUGAUGAUUUCAAGCUGGCUUUGCUUACACUGGAGCUAUCAUUUGUCAAGGCAAAAGCCAACCAAGAGCAGUUGGAUGCUGUUUUGCUUGCCCAACAACUGCGGAAAAGAUUCCUUGACCAGGUCAUGACAAUUGGGCAAAAAGUGACGUUUGAAUUUUGUGGGACAAACUAUAUCUUCACUGUAAAUCAAGCAAUGCUAGAAGGUCAAGAGAGUUCCACACCAUUGGACAGAGGGCUCCUGUCAAGUGACACAUACAUCAUAUUUGAGGCAGCCCCUAAUUCGGGAAUUAAGGUGAUCAACCAAAAGGAAGCUGCUAGCAGCAAGCUUUUCAAGCAUAAAGAGUUUAACCUGGAGAAGUUGGGUAUAGGUGGAUUAAGUGCUGAAUUUACAGACAUCUUUCGCAGGGCAUUUGCUUCUCGAGUGUUUCCACCUCACGUUGUUAGUAGGUUAGGUAUAAAGCAUGUCAAGGGUAUACUGCUUUAUGGCCCCCCUGGUACUGGAAAGACACUUAUGGCUCGACAAAUUGGGAAGUUGUUAAAUGGGAAGGAUCCGAAGAUUGUAAAUGGACCUGAAGUCUUGAGCAAAUUUGUUGGUGAAACAGAGAAAAACGUGAGAGAUCUAUUUGCAGAUGCUGAGAAUGAACAGAGAACACGUGGUGAUGAGAGUGACCUUCAUGUCAUCAUCUUUGAUGAAAUUGAUGCUAUAUGUAAGUCAAGAGGUUCAACCAGGGAUGGUACAGGUGUGCAUGACAGCAUUGUAAACCAGCUACUAACUAAGAUAGAUGGUGUUGAAGCACUAAACAAUGUUCUGCUUAUUGGAAUGACAAAUAGGAAAGAUUUGCUUGAUGAAGCUUUAUUGAGGCCUGGAAGGUUGGAAGUGCACAUUGAGAUAAACCUACCUGAUGAAAAUGGUCGCUUCCAAAUUCUCCAAAUACACACAAAUAUGAUGAAACAGAGCUCUUUCCUUUCUCCAGAUGUUAAUCUGCUAGAGCUUGCUGCACGAACCAAGAACUACAGUGGAGCAGAAUUGGAAGGUGUUGUCAAAAGCGCAGUUUCUUAUGCUUUGAACCGUCAAAUUAGUAUGGAUGACCUUACAAAGCCUUUGGAUGAGGAAAGCAUUAAGGUCACUAUGGAUGACUUUGUGAAUGGACUUCAAGAAAUUACCCCUGCAUUUGGAGCAUCUACGGAUAACCUUGAAAGAUGCAGGUUGCGUGGUAUUGUUGACUGUGGCAAACCACAUAAGCACAUUUAUCAGCGGGCUAUGCUCCUAGUGGAGCAGGUUAAAGUUAGCAGAGGUAGCCCUCUUGUCACUUGCCUUUUGGAAGGACCAGCUGGAAGUGGUAAAUCAGCUACGGCAGCUACUGUUGGUAUCGAUAGUGAUUUUGCUUUUGUAAAAGUUAUAUCAGCUGAGACAAUGAUUGGUUUCAGUGAAAGCAGCAAGUGUGCACAGAUAUGCAAGGUUUUCGAGGAUGCAUACAGAUCUCCACUAAGCGUCAUAAUUCUUGAUGACAUUGAAAGGUUACUGGAAUAUGUUGCUAUUGGACCCCGCUUCUCAAAUUUGAUCUCACAAACGCUUCUGGUUCUCCUCAAGAGGGUUCCUCCAAAGGGGAAGAAUUUGCUUGUGAUCGGAACAACAAGCGAGGUUGGCUUUCUGGAGUCCAUUGGUAUGUGUGAUGCCUUCUCUGUGACCUACCAUGUUCCUAAACUGAAAAAAGAGGAUGCUAAAAAGGUGCUACAGCAUCUCAACGUGUUCAACGAAGGAGAUAUUGAUGCAGCAGCAGAAGCAUUGGAUGAUAUGCCACUUAAGAAGUUAUAUACACUUGUUGAGAUGGCGGCACAGGGAAGGACUGGAGGAAGUGCAGAAGCAAUUUAUGCUGGAAAGGAAAAGAUUGAUAUCGACCAUUUCUUUAGUAUCCUGGGUGAUAUUAUCCGCUAUUAGGCACGUUUCAUGCGCAAUAAGUAAACUCUUCCCACCUUCGUUUCUAUUUUGUGUUUUGCCCUCCUGAACAAAUAGUGGUUCUGCUCUGUAAAGUUUGUGCGAUGCCUAACGCCCUAGCCUAUUCUAACAUGUCACAUCAAUGUAUAGAAGUUGUGUAUAUUGACGACAUAUGAUUGAUGUUACUAGAUUU